Molecule: messenger RNA, 1336 nt
Organism: Mercurialis annua (annual mercury)
Lineage: Eukaryota; Viridiplantae; Streptophyta; Magnoliopsida; Malpighiales; Euphorbiaceae
Product: RING-H2 finger protein ATL38-like
Exons: 3
Coding region: 411-1091 (226 amino acids)
Source: RefSeq, a predicted model, not a curated record
CUAAUCACUCUUUUCCCUCAAAUCUCACUUCCAACAUCACUAAUCUCUCCCUCCUUUCUCUUCUUUAUCAAUCUCAAAAACAAACUCACCUCCUCACUUCUUCACUCUCAACUACCUUAACUAUAUUUCUCAAAACCACCUUAACAACUAUAACUACCCAAUUCUCUUCAACAUCCCAACACCAAAAAAGAUACAAAAUUUCCCCCCUCUUCUCCAAUUUUACCUCAUGGGAUUCUCACAAAAUCAAACAGACAGCAGUACCCUUCUCAUGCAGAUUCAGUUUCUGUUUUUUUCCCACUUAAGAUUGAGAUAUGCUUGUUUAUAUUAACCUCUUUACAAUAGCCAUGAAAGUUUGCUUCUUUUUCUGUUUUCUUGGGCAUGUACUGAAAUUUUGAGUUCAGAAAAGAAAAAUGAUGGGUUCAGGUUUAAAUUUGGUGAUGACAGUGAUAGGAUUUGGUGUUAGUACUAUGUUUAUAGUGUUUGUGUGCACACGUUUGGUUUGUGCUCGGAUUCAACUUAACUCAUCUAGACGUUCGUUUCCUGUUGCUUCCAGAUCUGAUCUUAGCAUUCUAGAACGAGGAUUGCACGGUCUUGAGCCUGUAAUUGUAGCCAACUUUCCUACAAAGAAGUACAGUGAUGACCUUUUCUCUGCUUCAGAAGAUGCUCAAUGCACAGUUUGCCUAACAGAAUACCAUGAAGAUGAUGUCUUGCGUAUUCUCCCCUACUGUGGUCACUCGUUCCACGUGACCUGCAUAGACAUAUGGCUGCAACAGCAUUCCACUUGUCCUGUUUGUCGAAUAUCGUUGCGCCAACUUCCUGAGAAAAAGCGCAUGAUGCCCUUGUUCAGCUCAGCUAUCCGCUCGCCAUAUAGCACAGAGUCCUUCGAUACCCAUUCUUACAACUGCUUGUUGGCAGGGCAGGGUAUUUCAUCAAUAUCCAAUAACAACUGUAUGGACUCCAUUCAGGAGGGUCAUUGCGCAUCAGAGCAUCAGGAAGCAGAAGUUACACAACGUUUGUCCCCGUUAACUGAAGGUAACCAGAAUGCUAAAGACUCGGGAAACAAGCAUGUAGAAAGCGUGUCAGAUCCCUGAAUCCUCAAGCAUCAAAAUGUAAGCUUUAUUCAUGACAAUUUCAGGUUUCAGAGUUCAAACACUCAUAUACAUAAAGGUGGGCAUCUAAUUCCUCUGGAAUCUUGCCAUGAAUUUCACUGCUUUGUAUUUUAUGUUAUGUAUAUAUUACAUAAAGGAAACUGUUUGGUUUCUGGGCAGUUUUGUUAGUUUCAGCCGUACAACUCUAAUCAAUUUUAAAAGUUGUUCAAUGAGAUGAUAUUUGUAUU